AUGGCUCUUCACAACAAAUUGAAUGAGACUCUCAAAAGCUACAACUUUAAUGAUGUUGAGAAAAUUUUUAAAGAUGCAAGAAAUAAAACAAAGAAACUUGCUAGACGUUGUAAGAAGAGAGAUUGGCAAGAUCUCUGUAAGAAUAUUCAAAUUUGUGCUGAUUCUAGUAAUGUAAAGGGAUUGUAUGAAAAUACAAGAAAGCUUUUUGACAGAUGUGUGCCACUCAAGUCAAAAAACGGUACAAUAAUUAUUCUUGAUUCCUUGGCAAAUGUAUGUCAAGUAUUUGAGCUUACCAUAAGUCUUACCAAAGCCAAAAUACUUGCCCAAGGUAGAAACGAAAUAACGGUAUUCAACAUAGGUGAUCAUACUCUUAAUGUGAAAAAUCAAUUUAAGUAUCUUGGGCCAACAAUUACAAGCAACUUAAUCUUGGACAUAGAGCUUUCAAGACGAAUUGCAAAGCUAAGCUGGUCAGGGGUAAAAGAACAAUCGGUCGUCCAAAAUCAGCGAGACAUCAGGAAUUCAGACAUUGAUAAAACCUGUGGGAAGAGAUUGCUUAGAAUUGAACAACAAGGAGACAAAAUAUUCAAAAUAGUAUUUUGGUGGGAGAAUCUAAAAGACCUGAAGCUGCCUCAGAAAGGCGCAAAAAAAGAAAAGCACCGCCAUCUGACAAUUCCUCAAAAGAAUCCUAUUAUUGUCCUAUCUGUGGUAGAAUUUGUAACUUAA
This is a messenger RNA of Helobdella robusta, 723 nucleotides long. RefSeq lists its product as hypothetical. The coding region runs from base 1 to 723 and encodes 240 amino acids. The record is from RefSeq and is a predicted model, not a curated record. NCBI's taxonomy places the organism in Eukaryota, Metazoa, Annelida, Clitellata, Rhynchobdellida, Glossiphoniidae. The transcript is spliced from 3 exons.